CUGAAGUUUUCCUUCCCACAGCUAUUCCCUGACCACCGAUUCCUACUUCUGGUUAUUUUCGUCUGCUCCGUCUGCCUCCGCCGUCUCUUUCUGUGCUUCCGCUCUAAUCGACGGCAUAACCUUCAGCAUUUGGAGUCGGAGCCAUGAAUAUCUUCAGGCUUGCCGGGGACAUGACCCAUCUGAUCAGCAUUUUGGUGCUGUUGCUCAAAAUCUACGCAACUAAAUCAUGCUCAGGGAUUUCUCUUAAAACCCAGGAGCUCUACGCAUUGGUAUUUCUGGCUCGUUACUUGGAUCUGUUCACAGACUUUAUCUCGGUUUAUAACACCAUCAUGAAGGUUGUUUUUAUUGCGAGCUCUUUAGCGAUCGUGUGGUGCAUGCGAAUGCACCCAGGGGUUAAGAGAAGUUAUGAUAAAGAGCUCGACACAUUCCGCCAUUAUUUUCUUGUAUGGACGAGCUUUGUUUUAGCACUUGUGCUGCAUGAGAAGUUCACAUUCCAAGAGAUUUUCUGGGCAUUUUCAAUAUACUUGGAAGCAGUUGCAAUACUACCCCAGUUGGUUUUGUUGCAGCGAAGUGGAAAUGUGGACAAUUUGACCGGCCAAUAUGUAUUCUUUCUUGGGGCAUAUCGUGCAUUUUACAUUAUGAACUGGAUAUACCGAUAUCUGACUGAGCCACGCUUUACUCGAUGGAUUGCUUGCAUCUCGGGUAUUGUUCAGACAGCUCUAUAUGCCGAUUUCUUCUAUUACUACUUCAUCAGCUGGAAGAACAAUUCAAAACUAAAACUGCCAGCUUGAGCAAACCCAUGAUUGUUUGGA
Molecule: messenger RNA, 812 nt
Organism: Neltuma alba
Lineage: Eukaryota; Viridiplantae; Streptophyta; Magnoliopsida; Fabales; Fabaceae
Product: ER lumen protein-retaining receptor A-like
Exons: 6
Coding region: 144-791 (215 amino acids)
Biological process (GO): protein retention in ER lumen
Cellular component (GO): membrane
Molecular function (GO): ER lumen protein retrieval receptor activity
Source: RefSeq, a predicted model, not a curated record